This is a messenger RNA of Chroicocephalus ridibundus (black-headed gull), 3624 nucleotides long. It is a transcript of the gene SDCBP2, whose product is annotated as syndecan binding protein 2. The record is from RefSeq and is a predicted model, not a curated record. Gene Ontology annotation, molecular function: protein binding. NCBI's taxonomy places the organism in Eukaryota, Metazoa, Chordata, Aves, Charadriiformes, Laridae. Bases 2524 to 3540 code for a protein of 338 amino acids. Gene Ontology annotation, cellular component: plasma membrane; cytoplasm. The transcript has 4 exons.
CUGUGGGUGCCACGCUGGGGUGCUAUGGGGUGCUGUGGCAGCAGUAAGGGCCAGUCUCUGGCUGUGCUGGCUUGCUUGAGCGUGGAGCUCGGGUGCUUGGCUCUGGGUUCUGUGGGAAGGUGAUGGUGGCCGGCUGGAAUUCGUUUAAUUAAUUGCUUUACUAUAACCUAUUAAGCGUCUUGCCAUUGUGGCUGUGACUCAGGCUCGACGGGGAAUGUGAAGGGCAGAUGGCCGUGUGCUCCCAGGGUCCCUCCGGCUCUGGAGAAGCAUAUUGAGAUGGCUGUAUGUAUUUUAUAGAAUGGUUUGGGUUGGAAGGGACCUUAAAGAUCAUCUCGUUCCAACCCCCUUGCCCUGGGCGGGGACACCUCCCAGCAGACCAGGUUGCUCAAAGCCUGGUCUGGAUGGGGCUUUUUAUUUCGGUCCUCUUUGGAGGCUGGACGUUGCACCAUGGCACGUCCAGCAGCCGGCAUUUGCAGGCCAGACCACCGUGGACCUGAAAAACCUCUCGGGUUUUUUUUUCCGUGCCUUUCUCAGUGAUUCUCCCUGAGCCCUCUGCUUCUGGUCCUUGCGGCGGCACCUCGGCUGUUUGCUGGCGGCGGCCGGUGACGGUUGUGCGGCUCAUGGUGUGGGGGCUGCUGGGGCACCGCUGUGUGCCAGCGCCCGGCUCCUCCUCAGGCAGCCUUUGCUCCAUUUGCCGCGAUCCAUAAUGUGGCUGCGAUCGAUAACGCGGCGAGUCCCGGCUCCCGAGCGGCUUUGUUGGGAGCAAAGUUUGUGUUUAAUGGGAACGCACCGGAGGGAACAGCGGGCACAGGGCAGGAGCAGCGCUGCCACCCGGGCUGCAUUCGGGAGCACCGGUGCUCGCACAGGGUCACGGGGAAUGGGGGCCACGCUGUGCAGAUAUUAGCACUACCCUUAAUUGCUACUCAAUUAAGCAGAACAGGGAGCUGCCGGGGGGGGGCCAGCAUCAUGCUCUGCCCUUUGCUGUGACCACUUCUAGGCGGAAACUGGAGGCGAGCUUGGGUUUUUCCUCUUGCAAAGCUUUUUGUUUUAAUUAUUAACCGGUGCCAGGCAGUCCUGUGGUUUCUGGCUGGAGAUCAGCCAGGGCUGGCGGGGCACUGGGGAGAGCCUGGUGGCCUCUGGGCCGGCGGCUUCUCCUCCUGCCCUGGCCACACAGCCCCCCCACCCCCCGUGGCUCCCGCAGCACCCACACGUGCAGAUGGGGUGCAGGUCCUUCCAGCUCCGGUUUGGUGGGGAUAAGAGGCUUGGAGCAGGCACGGACUCCCUGGGAACCAUCCUUCUCUGGCUGCUGUAGGAUGUCUCCUUGCUCCCGGCCGUGUUUAUCAGCAGCCGGGCUGGUCUCAUCCCGGGCCGGCUGAGGCAGACGGGCACCGUCAGGCUAAAAAUAACACCAGUAAAUAAAACGCUUCCUCCUGGCCCGGCACACAGGAGCGGAGGCGCGGGGAGCUGGGACGUGCCUGGCUGCUGCUCCAUGGCAGGGCUGGCCCCGUGCCUGCGAGGUCCUGGGCUGGUGCCACCAUCUCACUGGGUGCCCGCUGGACCCUGCUGCCUGGGAACACAUCGGCCCGUGGCAUCCCCGGUGCGGGCAGCGGGAUGUCAUAGGUGGGUGCUGGAAGGCUGGCUCCCAGGGUGACGUGGCGAUGUCCCACGACAGCCCUGUGCCCUGACUCAGUGAGCUCCACAAUCGCUCAGCUCCUCCACCUGCGGCGCGGGACUCCCACGGGGCCGUCAUGCCUGGCGCGUGCCCCGGGGCCACCGGUGACGGCUGGAAGGGUGCGGGACACGGCAUCCCGGUCACAGCCGCGUCAGCCCCACGCGCCCGGGCAACGAGGUGUCAGCCGCCCACGCAGGGCUGCUGACGGUGGGGCACCCCACUUCACCCCCCCGCUCUGGGGCACCGAGCUGCCGUGGGGCCAAGCCGGGUGCUGGUGCCAACAGGAGUCGUGAUGGGAAGGGGGGGCACCACGGUGGCUGUGGGGGAUGCCCAAACCCACAAAAAAAAUCCCAAUCCCUGUCCCCAUCCCUGCAGUGCCAAGGCCCCAUGCAGCUUUAGCUUCCUCUUCCUCUUCCUCACCUGUGCCCUACCUGGCGGGGGUGGCGUCAGCUGGGGCUGCCUGGCCCCUCCCUGGGUCGGGCACGGCUAUAAAAGCCCGGUGCCGGGCAGAGGGUGGCACAGGGAGCCGGGAGCUGUUGGCAGGCACAGUCACGGCAGCAGCGAUGGCAACGCUCUACCCUUCCCUGGAGGACAUGAAGGGCCACCAGAUCUUGCAGGCGCAGGCAGCUGCCGGGGUGAGGACCCCUGCCACGACGGUGGUCACAGAGAAGCCAAAGCUUACGUCAGACACCGGCAAUGCAGGUUGCGAUCGGUUCUGUCUGCGGAGGGGCUGUCUGGGGUUAGGGGAGCGAUGCUUACCACGGAGGGGGAUCAUCUGAGACCCCCCACAGCUCGGUGCAUGAGUAGGGGAUGGGAUUUGGGGAUUUCUUUCCCCUGGCCCAUCCCCUGCCAUGUCCCUUGUGCCGGUCGCUGGCCCAUGGUCCUGUGGGGGGGGAGGUGAUGGCUGUGGGGUGGGACCCCGUGAGCUGAGGCCAGUCUUGGUGUGUCCUGCAGCGCCGCCCAUGCUGUAUCCCAACCUGGCCGAGCUGGAGAACUACAUGGGGCUCGCUCUCUCCAGCGAAGAGAUCCAGAAGAACCUGCUCCCGGAAGGCAGCACUGCACUGACCCCCGCUGGGCCCCCCCCGGGCCAGCUGGUCGCCCCCUUGAGCGGGAACAACGCGGGGCUGCGCCGGGCAGAGAUCAAGCCGGGCGUGCGGGAGAUCCACCUCUGCAAGGACGAGCGGGGCAAGACGGGGCUGCAGCUGAAAAAUGUCGACCAGGUGAGGGGGCCGGGCUGGCGUGGGGCCGUGCACGGCGUGGCAUGGCACAGCACGGCGUGGUGCACCAUGGCAUGGCACGUCAUGCCAUGCUCCCCCCUGCCAUGCUAUGGUGCACCACACCAUGGCGUGGUGCAGCAUGGCAUGGCACAGGACGGCAUGGUGGACGGCCAGCUUAACAUGAGCCAGCAGUGUGCCCGGGUGGCCAAGAAGGCCAACAGCAUUCUGGCUUGUGUCAGGAAUAGCGUGGCCAGCAGGAGCAGGGAAGUGAUGGUGCCUCUGUACUCGGCACUGGUGAGGUCUCACCUCGAGUGCUGUGUUCAGUUCUGGGCCCCUCUGUACAAGAGGGACAUUGAGGUGCUGGAGCGUGUCCAGAGGAGAGCUACCAGGCUGGUGAGGGGUCUGGAGACCAGGGCAUAUGAGGAGAGGCUGAGGGAGCUGGGCAUGUUUAGCUUGGAGAAGAGGAGGCUGAGGGGAGACCUCAUUGCCCUCUACAGCUACCUGAAAGGAGGUUGGAGAGAGGUGGGUGUUGGGCUCUUCUCCCAGGUGAAUAAUGACAGGACCAGAGGAAAUGGUCUGAAGUUGCGGCAGGGGAGGUUUAGAUUAGAUAUUAGGGAGAAUUACUUCACUGAAAGAGUGGUCAGGCACUGAACAGCCUGCCCAGGGAGGGGGUUGAGUCACCAUCCUUGAAGUAUUUAAGAAACGUCUAGAUUUGGCACUUCAGGGCAUGCUCUA